Cordyceps fumosorosea ARSEF 2679 is the source of this 930-nucleotide messenger RNA. RefSeq lists its product as hypothetical. Bases 1 to 930 code for a protein of 309 amino acids. The transcript is spliced from 4 exons. The record is from RefSeq and is a predicted model, not a curated record. NCBI's taxonomy places the organism in Eukaryota, Fungi, Ascomycota, Sordariomycetes, Hypocreales, Cordycipitaceae.
AUGGAUAACUGCGCUGUAUCCAGCUCUUCUCCUUAUGACGUUUUGAUAUACUCGGGCAGACGACGCGAUGCCGUUGCGCACUCCUCGAUACGAUCCUCCUUUGACCAGCAGCCCAGCUUCGGAACCACGCGCAACUCCAAAAAAGGGCUUCGUAGCCUUCGAUUUCGACCAUCGCCAAUCAAAGAAGUCAAGUCCUUCCAGUCGAAACCGCCCCAGUCGAUACCUAACAGCAGCCGAUCGAGCAAGACGAGCAAGACGAGCACCGCGACGCAUUCGGACGGAGAUGGAGACGCCGACACCGACGCGGGCACUUACGCAAAUACGGACACGGAGGGAACCUGGACCGCGGCCAGCACACCAGAGUCUCAGCGCGGCUUCAUCGAUCUCGAGGCUGGAUGCGGGACAUGGCCAGAGCAGAUCCGCCCUGUGCCGUUUUGGCGCCGGGCCCGGGGACAGCUGUUUCGAUCCAGGGUGGAAUCCAAAAUCCGGCAUCCGGAAAGCUGCAGAGACGUCGGCUAUCAAGUCCGCCCCGGGUUUCCCCUGCUCAAGCUUUUCUGCUGGAUAGCCCUGUUCUUCAUCUAUCAACUCGUGUUGCGUAUCGUGCUCGAUGAAGGCGUGUGCAACUCGUCAGACUGGCAUACGGGCAAUGGCGAGGUCUUGGACUCUAUCGUAGCUUGGGGCACUGCAGUUCUGGCGGGAUCAGCAGCUUUUCUAAUUGGCCAGGGCUACUUUGGGUUGCGAGCGACGAGGGAGAGAAUGGAGCGUGUCCGACAAACCGCCGCCACCUUGGCGUACGCCUUUAUCAAAGCCAUGAGCGUACCUGGCGGAGGCCACUCGCAAGGCGAAUUGCCUCUAACGGUGUACGAAUGUUUGGCGCUGCUCACGGCAUAUCCGGUCGCGCUUCUACACCAAAGAUCCACGACGGCGUAA